Messenger RNA from Parnassius apollo (apollo), 2154 nucleotides. The record is from the annotation of a GenBank genome assembly. Lineage: Eukaryota; Metazoa; Arthropoda; Insecta; Lepidoptera; Papilionidae.
AUGGGUACAACGUAUAAGCAGUUGUUUAAAUUAUAUGAUUUGAUUCAUAGUGGUGAUAUCAGGUCGAUCAAACAUAUUCUUGACAAUGAUUUUAUAGAAAUAAAUAAAAUAUUACCAUGUAAAGGUAUUGGCAUUCUACACUUAGCUGUGGGAAUUGACCCUUUGCUUAAAUCUAAAGAAUGUACAGAAAUUAUAUUAAAAUGUGGAGGAGAUCCAAAUCUACGUAAUGACGAUGGUGUAACACCAGUUCACAUAGCUGCAAUAUGGGGACGAGUUGAUAACUUGAAGCUUUUGAUUGGCUGUGGUGGUGAUCCAUCACAACGGGACUUAGAUGGUUUAUCCGCAUUUGACUAUGCGGUCAGAGAACAACAAUGGGAUAUAUAUGACUAUCUUCAUAAUGUGGAAGAUCAAAUGGAUGACUCUUUGGCAUCUCCUUGUGCUUAUUCAUUAGAUUUAGAUAGAAUAUUAGUGACUACAGACCAUAUGGUCGCAGAAUACAAACCGUCAGUAGAUAAACAAAUAAGCAAUAACACUAAUAUACGAAAAUCAGAAAUGGUAGAGGAAUGGUGUGACAAAACGAACCUUGUUAUGAACAAACUGUAUCCGACUAUACUUAGUGAAACAUGUUGUUUAUUGGAAAAUGAAUCAAUCCCUUGGAAGAAUUGCGAUUGUAUGGAAUUGAUAACAGAUCUCAAUAAAAAUAGUACCUCACAACAAACUGAGAUAAAUGAAACUAACAGUAGUUUUAAGUCAUGUUUAUCGAAGCAAUCAACUGAAGUAGAAAUUAGUGGUAUACAUCGCUUAGAGCAAACAUUGGACAAAACGAAAGACCAUUUAAGUAACUGCACUCAUUUAGCUUGCGAUACAAAACAAAGGCUAAGCGUUUAUGAGAAUUUCUCACUACCUGGAUCUCCAAAAUGCAUCACACAUAAAAACUAUAAAACAAAAACUAGUUUAAAGAAAUGCAAAAAUUACAACCAUGAAACUGAAAUCUGUUGUAAAAUGCAAAGAAUGACAUUUAAUGGUUCCCAGUCUAAUCUCACUGACAAUAGAUCCGUAGAUUUAGAUAGAGCUUUAGCGGUAGUCCAAAAUAAAACAAAUGAGUGGUUGUCCACAUGCAGUAGCAGCGACUUAUCCGAAACAAGAGCAGGUAAUACUAGGAGAUCAUCAGCAAGUAGUGGUGUAAGCAGUAACUAUUCAGGAGGAAAUAUAGUAAUAGCAAAUGUUCAGGAGGAAUAUAAAUAUGAGGACAAAGACGAAGAUGUAAUAUUAAUUGAAAAAAGACUCCUUGUCUCACCAGUUGUGUUACCUAUUGAUGAAUCAGAUAUGAGUACACCAGAUCAAACCAUUUUAUCAGUUGCUUCCUCUUUACCAUCGUCUAUGGACUAUGAUGUAAAUACAUUACGAACAGAGCUGAUUCGUCUCGGUUUUAAUCCUGGACCUAUACACGAAAAUACAAGAACAUUGUACCUGAAAAAAUUGCAAACACUCAAGAAAAGUCCUAUUGUUAUAAACAAACAGGGAAAAACAUACAGCAUAGAAUUAGAAAAAUCAAUACGGACAGCUGAUUGGAUGAAUGACUUAACACCAUACAUGGAGUUAGAAAGAAAAGCUCGGGCCGAUUUCGCUAAUCCGAAUAAAAAAUGGCGUGAAGGCACGACGAAAACCUCAUUCACUUAUCUUCUGCUUGACCCAAGACUCACAAACAAUUUACCAGCUAAAGCUAAUAAACAAAAUCCUCAUGAGGCAUGGAUUACAUUCAUUAGUUCUAUAUUUUAUGUUGGAAAGGGUAAACGUUCCAGACCCUACUCACAUUUAUAUCAAGCAUUAACCUUGUGGAAACGAGAUUUUAAAACUUCAAAUGAUAAAAAAGUCCAACAUAUUUUAGACAUCUGGUCUGAUAAAGUAGGAGUGAUUUGUCUCCACAUUUUCCAAAAUGUUAUUCCUGCAGAAGCUUUUACUUACGAAGCUGCAAUGAUUGACGUUCUUGGUAUACAAAAUUUGAAAAAUUUAAAAAGUGGAAAUUACUAUGGAGUUAUAGCUUCUUGGCCUUUGAAAGAGCGACGUAUGCUUGGACUGUAUCUUUUGUAUAAAGCCAUGCAAAUAUUUCUGACUGAAGGGGAGCGGCAAUUAAGACCUAGUGACAUAGACUGA